Trifolium pratense (red clover) is the source of this 808-nucleotide messenger RNA. RefSeq names its product 50S ribosomal protein L29, chloroplastic. The coding region runs from base 90 to 572 and encodes 160 amino acids. The record is from RefSeq and is a predicted model, not a curated record. Gene Ontology annotation, cellular component: ribosome; chloroplast. The transcript is spliced from 2 exons. Gene Ontology annotation, molecular function: structural constituent of ribosome. Gene Ontology annotation, biological process: translation. Lineage: Eukaryota; Viridiplantae; Streptophyta; Magnoliopsida; Fabales; Fabaceae.
GGAUAAAGUGUGAAUCUUAUCUGCAACACACACACACACAUUUAUUCAUACAUUUGCUGUUCAUAACAACAAGAGAGCGAGGAAACACAAUGUUGAGCCUCUCCGUUGCUUCACCUUCUUCUUCAACAACUUCAUUUCUUCCAAAACCACUACAAUUCAAAACCUCUUUCAAUGGCAUUCGCCUCCGUCAACCAACCACCUGCACAAUUCCAUCCACCAACCGCCUCUCAGUAGUGAUGAUGGCAAAAAGAGAAGAGCAAUUGAAGGAAAUUAGAACAAAAACCACCGAACAAAUCAACGAUGAGGUUGUUGAACUUAAGGGAGAGUUGGUCAUGCUUCGUCUUCAGAAAUCCGCUCGUAAUGAUUUUAAGUCUAGCGAUUUCGGUAAAAUGCGCAAGACGAUUGCUCGCUUGCUUACUGUGAAGCGGGAAAGAGAGAUCGAGGAGGGCAUUGGUAAGAGGUUGUCCAGAAAGCUUGAUAAACAAUGGAAGAAAAACAUCGUUGUAAAACCACCUCCAACUGUAUUGAGGCUUCGGGCCGAGGAAGAGGCUGCAGAAGCUGCGGAAGACUAGAAGCCUGCAUGAGCUAAUGUAUUAAAUAUGCAAGUUAUAGAGUUACAUGGUUAAAAUUGUUGUUAGUCCUUGUUUUUAUUGUUUUGGUGGACGUUGUCAUCUGGUUGUAUAAUAGUAGUAUCUUGUUUGUAGUAAUCUACAUUUCUUCCUUCCGUAAUGUUUUAUGCCUUUGUAUUUUGUAAGAAAAGAGACAUGGUUAUCAAAAUCAUAAUUGACCGGCUUCAAAAUAUGGUAAA